GUCCCUUUUGUUUAUUUGCCACACUGUUACACUUGUUCUUUUUACUUGUCUUUUGUGUUUUAUUUUAUUAUUUUACUGCGGCCUUUGGUAACAGUGGGGGUGCGCGCGCUUUCCCUCGCCCUCUGCUGCCUCGCCCCGGCAACACACGUACCUGCCCACCACCACCACAAUGUCGGAGGAGCUGCAAACAGAUUUUGAGGGUGGUGAUGCAGGUGCAUCCAAGGUGUAUCCAGCUCAGUGCUCCUCCCUUCGCAAAAAUGGUCACGUUGUGAUUAAGGGCCGUGCCUGCAAGAUUGUGGAAAUGUCCACCUCCAAGACUGGCAAACACGGCCACGCCAAAGUUCACCUGGUUGGUAUUGACCUGUUCAGCGGCAAGAAGUAUGAAGAUAUCUGUCCCUCCACUCACAACAUGGACGUGCCUGUGGUGAAGCGUGCCGACUACCAGCUGAUUGACAUUUCGGAUGACGGCUUCCUGUCCCUCAUGAUGGAAUCUGGAGAUCUCCGUGACGACAUUAAGAUCCCGGAAGGCGACAUUGGAACUGAAAUCAAGACAAAGUUUGAAAACGGUGAAGACCUCUUGCUGACAGUUCUAGCUGCUAUGGGCCAAGAAAUGGUAGUUGCCACUAAGCCAAAUAUGAAAUAAAUUACUCCUUCCAACCGCAACUACUGCUACUACCAUCAUCACCACCACCAUUACCAUCUUCAUAACCAGCCAUUAUCUCGUUAAAAGUAUAUUUUUUUCAUAUUAGAUCAAUCCUGUGACAGUUACAAUGUUUACUAUCUGUGAUCACAUUCAACAACGGGGUUCUGGGUGCCCAGAAGUGAUUGUGUGAUAGAUGAAGCCCAAGCUUGACUGUCCAGUAACAACCUUUACCAGCAGGUUGCCUCUCCCCAUGUUCUAAAGCUAAAUAAUGGCCAGGGGAGUGGAUAGUGAAAGUCGCCAUCACAGUAGCUCCUCCCAGUGUGUUGUUUGUUUUGAAGAUCCGCAGCCACUAAAGUGUGUGGUCCUGUUAGUGGAGGGCAACCCCCAGUGUGAGCUGAAAUAUAACCCAUGUGGGUUGGUUUCAUAAUCUGUGACCAAAUGAGGAAUAAAUGGUGUGUUGUUUAUAUGGCGUUUGAUUGUUCAAAUAAUCCAAGCUUCAGUGCAGGAAAGCCUAUUCCUUUUUUACUAUUAUCAUAGGAUAUGGGCCCAUUAUAUGGGUUUGAGGAAAGCUUUUAUCUAACUUGUUUUUGUACUUCUUUGUGCAUAAUUAAUAUGCUAACUGUUAGAAUAAAUUUACAACCAUUCCAGUGUUAUGAAGUUCUUUCAUUCAGAUAUCCCCAGGACUGAUAAGGUUGGAGAGUUGAUAUUUUAUCUGUUAGAUCCUUUUGUUAGUUUGAAUAUGGGGAUUUAUAAAUUAAUUGGGUCAAUAGCUGGUAAAUCUGCUGCUAGCAAAGUAGUUUUUUACCUUGUUUCAACAUAUAGGGAUGAUAUUUUGGUAAACUACAGGUACCUUACCCUGGGUUUAUGCAGCUUGGCUCAACAUGCUUGUCCCUUUGGGGGUGAAAAAAGUAACAUGCACUAUUUCACAAUUUCUUUUGCACAAUUUCCAAGUGUAUAAUUUCCCACGGAACAAUUGCAAUAAUUGUUUAUUAUUACGGAUAGUUUUGUUUGAGGACUCGUGCUGUACAAGCGAGCAAUUGUACAAUAUCUGAAAGUUGUUAGUGCAUGGUAAAUUUUGUUAAUGUACCUGUAGCAAUCAUGUUUUCCAUCAGAAAAUUGCUGUGAAAUCUGCAAGGAAAUAAAUAUAUAUUAAAAACGGAGAAUACUGUCAUCCACCAAUCUUUACAUCCAUGUCUCACCUUUGCUCUUUUACAUGUUAAGAAAUUUUAAAAUUUUGAGGAAGUUGUAGAGCAUUCCUGUGCCUCAACAAUCAUCUUGUUCCAAGCAUAGAGAUAUUUUGUACACUGUCCAUGUUCACAGACCUGCAACAUACAGCUAGCUCGGUGUGUGCAUGUGUGUGUGUAUGUGUGUGUGUGUGUGUAGCUGGCUGGCUGGCUGGCUGGCUGGUGCAGCCUGUGAGGGGCUGAAAAAAAAGCUUGGGCAAGAGAGUUAAAAAUAUAAUUGUUAUAUAGUUUGGGGGUUGCAUUAUGGUAGCUGAACAUGUAUGGAAUUGUGAAGGUGAUGUUGACAUGCCUGGGCUUUGUGAAGCCAGAAGCAGAGUGGCAAGAUUGUUGUAGUUUUCCACAAAUAUGCCUUGGCAAAAUGUACAGCUCAGGUGUGUUGACAUGCCCUUCCGCUAGAGUACCCUGUAGGCAGCAGUUAAGGUAGAUAUAUGGAGGUGUCCGGGAAUGUAAAGAAAGGAAUGGUGUUGUGUGUAAUAUGGAGUUGUUAGGAAUGAGAUUAAUAAUGGUGCAGCAAGCCUGUUGUGUUGUGAGGAAGUGUGGGGAAUGUGAAGUGUGGUGAUGAGGUGUGCCUGUGUUUUGUGAAGUGGGGAAAGUCUAUCAGUUAUGCGGUGUUGGGGAAUGUAGAGGAAUGGUGUAGCUAACCUGUGUGAUGUGUGGGGGAAUGUAUAGUAAGACUUAGUGUGUGUGUGUGAGUAUGGGAGUGGUGUCACAAGCCUAUGUUAUGUGGUGUGGGGGAAUGUGUAGUGUACGAAUGGUGUAGCACGCAUGUUCUGGGGUGUAUGAGUGGUGUAGCAAGUCUGAUCAGGGGUGUGGGAGCAUGUGUGGUGUAUGAAUGAUGUAGCAAAUCUAAUGCAGUGUGGUAUAUGGUGUAACAAGCCUAUUAUAGGAGGAGCAGUAGGAAUGUUGAAAAAAGUGUAGCGAGACUGUUAUGUGGUAUGAGGGAGACGUGUAGAGCAUGAAUGGUGUAGCAGGGUCGUGUUGCAUUUGGGUGACAGACAAGUGAGGGAGGGAGGGAGGGGCAGGUGGUAUGGGGCUGGGCAGACAGUGGCAGGUCAUCAGUGACGUACGUGUGUUCUGCGCUGCUGGACAAUUGGUGAUGGGGCUUGUCUGUUGCAUGCCGGAGUUGUUUUGACUAAUCCGAGGUGAAGUUUUCCUUGUAAUACAUUUUUUAAGUUGAUAUUUUGUAGGUAGUAAAGCCAUUGCUCACCAUGACAAUAGGAAUAAUUACUUUGUGGUGCUUUUCGCUGCUAAUUUCACGAGUGGCUCAAGUGGUAAUGACACGCCUGUAUGUGAGUUUUAAUGUGGAGAUGCCCAGUUUUGAAGGCUUUUGGUUUUAUAAUUAUUCACAUUUGGUAUUUGUUUUUAUCUUUACCUGCAAAACUCAGUUGCACCUGCCUUGCAUUAAGUGGCAGUAACCUUUGGCAUUCUGAUCAUGUUCACAGACUAUAAGCUGAUAACACAUUUGCAUAACACUGUAUCUAUCAAAUGAAGAUUGUCCUUGGC
Eriocheir sinensis (Chinese mitten crab) is the source of this 3390-nucleotide messenger RNA. It is a transcript of the gene eEF5, whose product is annotated as eukaryotic translation initiation factor 5A-like. Gene Ontology annotation, biological process: positive regulation of translational termination; positive regulation of translational elongation. Lineage: Eukaryota; Metazoa; Arthropoda; Malacostraca; Decapoda; Varunidae. Gene Ontology annotation, molecular function: ribosome binding; RNA binding; translation elongation factor activity. The coding region runs from base 170 to 643 and encodes 157 amino acids. The transcript is spliced from 5 exons. The record is from RefSeq and is a predicted model, not a curated record.